Heterobasidion irregulare TC 32-1 is the source of this 1398-nucleotide messenger RNA. RefSeq lists its product as uncharacterized. The record is from RefSeq and is a predicted model, not a curated record. Bases 117 to 1184 code for a protein of 355 amino acids. Lineage: Eukaryota; Fungi; Basidiomycota; Agaricomycetes; Russulales; Bondarzewiaceae. Gene Ontology annotation, molecular function: oxidoreductase activity. The transcript has 9 exons.
CGCUAUAAAUGUCCGCGCUUCUCCUUCCUCGACGCUUCCUCAUCCAGACCUCUCGUCUACCCACCGCAACACACAUCACCUCUUCCGCUUCUUUGUCGCUACCCCGCAUUCGAAGAAUGUCCAACAUCCCGAAGACACAGAAGGCCGCCGUCGUCGUCUCCGCCGAUGAGCCCAUCCACAUUCGCGACAACCACCCUGUCAGGCAGCCGGAGGAUCUCGCGCCCGGCGAGUGUCUCGUCAAGAUGCACUGCACGGGCGUCUGCCACACCGACCUCCACGCACGCAAGGGCGACUGGCCCCUUCCCCCGAACAGGCCCCUGAUCGGCGGCCAUGAGGGUGUCGGUGAGAUCGUCGCCAUCGGCGCACACACAGCGCGCUCCCCUGUCAAAGUCGGCGAUCGCGUCGGAAUCAAAUGGCUCGCUGACUCGUGCUUGGAGUGCGAGCUGUGCCGCAAGGGUCUCGAGCAGAGCUGUCAGCAAGGCAAACUUAGCGGGUACACUGUCGAUGGCACCUUCUCGCAAUAUGUCGUUUCAUACGUCUCGCACGUCACUCCUAUCCCGGAAGGUCUCGACAGCAACGAAGCCGCUUCCAUUCUCUGCGCCGGCGUCACCACUUACCGUGCCCUUAAGUACAGCCAGACACACAUCGGGGACUGGGUUGUCAUCCCCGGUGCUGGUGGAGGACUUGGCCAUCUUGCCGUCCAAUAUGCCGCAGCAAUGGGCCUCCGAGUCGUCGCCAUCGAUACUGGAAAGGAAAAGAAGGAGCUGUGCUUGAAGCUCGGAGCUGAGAAGUGGAUCGACUUCAGGGAAACCAAGGACCUUGUCAAAGACAUCAAAGAGGCCACAGAUGGUCUUGGACCCCACGCCGCGAUCGUAACUGCUGCAAACAGCUCCGCAUAUGAGCAGGCCGUUGACUAUCUCCGCGAAGGCGGCACGCUCAUGGCUGUUGGCCUCCCAGGGACAGCCAAGCUCAACGCGUCGAUUUUCUUCACUGUUGUCAAAAGCAUCAGCAUCCUCGGGUCCUACGUUGGAAACCGUCAAGACGCCCGCGAGGCCAUCGCCAUCGCCGCCUCAGGCAAAGUCAAGUGCCACUACGUGCUCAAGCCUCUGGACGCGCUGAAAGAUGUCUACGAGGGUAUGGAAGCUGGCACCGUCGUUGGUCGCGUCGUGCUCAGCAUGAACUGAACCAUCCCUCCCCCCUUUCCUUCUCUACUUCACCCCGACUGUUUCAUUGAUUUGUCGUUUACUUUGUUUUGGAGCAAAAAUUGUAUGAUGGGCAUGAGCACGCAUAUACUUACCUUUCAUCAGUAAGAUGUACUAGUCGUUUGUUGUAGCUGGUUAUCUGCCUGGCCAAUGGAUUAGAUUACGCAAGUGUAACACCCUUGGGCUGUCCGAUACG